Aureobasidium namibiae CBS 147.97 is the source of this 2085-nucleotide messenger RNA. RefSeq lists its product as uncharacterized. The record is from RefSeq and is a predicted model, not a curated record. NCBI's taxonomy places the organism in Eukaryota, Fungi, Ascomycota, Dothideomycetes, Dothideales, Saccotheciaceae. Bases 1 to 2085 code for a protein of 694 amino acids. The transcript has 2 exons.
AUGUAUCUCCACACAAACAAAACAACAAUGAGCGUACACGACAAACCUCUACCGGCACCGCCGUCGCCGACACUCACGAACCCCGACAUGGUGCUGCCGAGUAUGUUCGUGCUGGACGUGGCCGAUGAAGUGCGGCAGGAGACAGAAGGGCCGCCGUCGCCGUCGUACCUGCAGGCGCAAUCGAUCAAGACGCUGGGAAACAAAACGAAGUCGCGACCGAAUCUCCGCACGCCUUCGCAAUCGCCGCUACACAGCUUUGGCUCGUCGCCCACUCUGCAAGUCGACAAUCAGCAGUCAUGGGACGACCGGCGACUCAGUUAUGCCGCCAGCAGCAUUCUCACCGAGGACCUCGACAACAUUGAGAUCCCGCGCUUCGAGUCGAGUCUGGACUCGGAUACCGAAACGCUCGACGAGGACGACUUUGACAUUGACACGCCCAGCGAGGUCGAACAGCCGUAUGACCAUGUCUCCAAGACGGAGCAGUCCAGCGUGACGCUCAUGCGCGCCGAACUCAUCCUCGCCAAUGCAAAGAAGCGUCUCAAUGUCAUGGACCAGAACCUGCGAGGAGCCCGCGAGAUAGUCACUCCCUUGACCGCCGCAAACCUCAAGCGCGCCACCUCCCUCACCGCCGCUCCCGUUGCGCGCAACACGUCCUUCUCCCGCCCUCGCUACCUUCCUCACAGCUCGCCAAACACACAGCACAUGCGUGUGCUCAGCGACUCCAAUCUCCAGUCCGACGACCGCCGCUACAUGUCUCUCAACAUCAACUCGAAUCCCUCGUGGACAACAAACCCCGUCCGCAACACUCGCAGCUCUGAACUGCUACGCUACCCGAGGAGCCCGCUGUCUCCAGACCCGCAACUUGAUACCGUGUCCGAGGAGCAAAGCGUUCGCAGUCAGACAUCGGCUCGCAAUCUGCGCGAACAGAUGAUGCAACUGAGAGGCAGAAUCUCCACUUUGAAAGAGCGCGCUCAAGAAGAAAACUUCCGGAGACGGAGCACAAACAACUUGAGAGAAACCUGUCCUCUGAACAACGCAGACACGUCUCCUGGUGCCACAGGCUCCCCCAGACCCAGACUUGCCCGGAUCACCAAAGCCAGCAAUGUCCCCGGUGCCUGGGUCUCGGCCGAGACCAUCGACGACCAUUACAAUGACGACUACCAACCAAGAGAAGAAGAUGUGGAUGAGGAAGAGGAUGACGAUGACAACUACACGCUACCACAUUCUGGCUCCGGCAGCACAGAUCGCACCUCGACACCAACCACGACAACCACCGACCACUCGAUCCCCACCAGUCUCUACCAAGAUGCUCCCGAAUCUUCCCCUUCGGCCGGUCCACGCCACGAAGAUCGCGACGAUGCCUUUGACUACUCCAAAUUCUUCUUGCACUCUGCAACGGGCAGUUUCGAGCCCAACACUCCUACUCGCCACGCCCGCACCACAUCCCUGAGCUCCUCCGACUCGUGUCUGACCGCCCGCGCAUAUCCCGUCAAUCAAGACCCCACUACUGCUGGUGCUGAGGAUGAGGAAGAUAUGCAGCCGCCUCCAACGCCAGAAACACCAGAAGCCCUCCGCCACAUCGAAGAGGUCACACUCCCUUCUCGUAUCCAACACCGACGAGGUCUAUCAGCAGAAUCUCUGGCCACGAUCGCCACUUUUGAGACCGCAGAGGAAGGCCACCAAGCUUCUAUCGCCCAAUGGCUGUCCCGUUCCACCUCUGCCACCUCAAUUCACAAUCUCAAUGAAUCGACCAAACCCAGCCGAGGCCAUCCAUCCACUCAGGGAGCUCUGCCCAGCCCCAUCCUGCCGUCUACCUACACGCCUGCAUCUGCACAGAACGGUCAACAAUACAUAUCCAUCUCUCCUUCUGCCACCACCAUCGCUGUUUCUGCUCUCUUGGAUCCCGAAAGGGGACAAGGGCUGGGAAGCAAAGAUGAGGCCUUGGUCUACACUCUUGUCGAGAGUCUGAGAGAUGUAGUCGGAGAAUUGCAACUUGGUGCUGGAGGCGAGGAGAGAAGGAGAUGGUUGAGGCGACGUCUUGACGAGGCCAGAAGAGUCCUCGAAGGCGAGGGUCUUGAGAGUUAA